Messenger RNA from Dermacentor silvarum, 10697 nucleotides. RefSeq names its product transcription initiation factor TFIID subunit 3 (gene Taf3). Bases 246 to 3752 code for a protein of 1168 amino acids. Gene Ontology annotation, molecular function: protein heterodimerization activity. The transcript is spliced from 11 exons. The record is from RefSeq and is a predicted model, not a curated record. Gene Ontology annotation, cellular component: transcription factor TFIID complex. NCBI's taxonomy places the organism in Eukaryota, Metazoa, Arthropoda, Arachnida, Ixodida, Ixodidae.
CAGCAUGGCGAUUAUUUAUCGGUGGUAAUGUGUGACGAGAUUUGUAUCGUGUGAAAGAUGCCGUGGUGGUUGUGUUGAACGGUCAGACCAGCUCCGAGACUCGUUGGUUGAAAUCGCGUAGCUUCGUGUGUGAAAGAUGGCGUGAACUGAAGUGUACAGUGGGAAGAUGCUUGGACGAUGCGUCUUGGCGUUCUGCGGGAAAACUCAUAGCAUUGAUCUAUUUUUCAUGAUUUUUUGGACGUAGAAUGGCAGCUCUGUUUAGUCGUAGUGUCCUGAAGGUUUCAGUUGCUCAGAUAUGUCAAAACAUUGGCUGGCACGCCGUGCAUCAGUCAACGUUGGAGUUGCUUGCUGACAUACUUCAUCGCUAUGUACUUGAAAUCGCCAGGACAGCGCAAGCCUAUUCAAAUCAAGAUGGGCGAACAGAGCCCAACUUGGAUGAUCUCUCACUAGCAUUCAAUGACCUGGGCAUCCUGCUGAGCGAGCUCGAAGAGUACAUUAACAACGUUGAACCCGUGGCUUUUGCCAAGCGGGUCCCUCACUUUCCUGUCGCUCGGCCCACAAACCUUCCGCACCCCAAACCUGGCAGCCGGGAGCUGCUGCAGAGGCCCGAGUGGGUGCACGAGUUCCUGCCCCCUAUGCACCCUGAGCUGGAAGAGGAGGAAAGUAUGCUCCUGUCUCCUGGCUCGGGCAUUGAUGGCAUGAAAAGAGACAUGGCCUCCAACAGUGCUGGUGAAGAAGUAUCUUCUCCUCAGGGCAGUCCGCAACCCAUGAAGCGAAAUGCUGAUGGCACGGAGACUCCCAACCCCAAGCGCUUCAGGCUCUGCACAGAGGAAGAGGGCCAGCCCAUGCGAGAGGUGACGAGUGUAUUCAUGACACCUUCGGGUUUCAUCUCGCCAGCUCGAGAGGGCAAGCUACCCGAGCCAAGUGCUCCAUCGUCGUUCAUCAAAACCCUGCCAGCUGGCAUGGCCUUUGACUCUGAUUCCUCAGACAGUAUAGAUGUGCCACACAAGGAAGUGAAGCUGAAGGAGCCGAAGAAAACGAUUAAAGUGAAGAAAGAGGGCAAGGAUGGCAAGAAGGCCAAGACGAGCAAGAAGGACAACAAGGAGAACACACAUCUGAAGAAGGCUGCUCCACUUUACGUCCCUUUUAUGAGCAAAAAGAGUUCGAGCAGCAACCCCAUGCUCAAGAUUAAAAAGAAGCUCGCCAAGGGCCUCAAGCUGUCCAAGGAACUCAAGCUGUCCAAGGAACUCAAGCUGUCCAAGGAGCUAAAGCUCUCCAAGGAUGGCAGCAGUAAGAUGACCAAGAUCAAGUCCAAGAACAAGGAGGGAAAGGUGAAGGAAGGAAAGAUCAAAGAAGGUAAGAUCAAGGAAGGAAAGAGCAAAGAAGGAAAGAGUAAAGAGGGCAAGAGCAAGGACAGUUCCAAGUCAAAAUCAAAGAGCAAGAACAAGCUGGGGAAUCCAGGAGGUACGGGAGGCUUGAUGGUCGUGGCCGGGCUGACGCCAAAGCCUGCGAAGAUUAAGUCACUUAACAAGUCCAAGAGUCCAACAGCUUCAAAAGCAGAAAAGAAGGAGAAGAAGAAGCAGGCAGCGGCAGCCGCAGCGGCUGAACCUCCGAUUCCUUUCUUAUUUGCACCAGUGCCGACACCACCUCCCCCCGCACCUGUUGUAGCACCACCUCCUGCUCCACCUCCUCCUGCCACUCCACCACCUGCACCAUCCUCACCGCCGGUGCUGUCUCCUCCUCACCUGCCUCUCUCAUUAACGUCCAUGAUUCCUCCCUCCAUGCUGUCGACCAUGACACCACUGCAAGUGAUGGCUUGCAAGGCAGAGGAGGAACGUAGCAAGCUGAACGCAGCUGCUGCUGCAGCCGCUGCUGCUGCGCAGGAAAGUGCGGUUGUCGCAGAUGACCCGUACGAGGACGAGCCACUUUCUCGCGAGGAGUCCCCAGAGCCGAGGCUCGUGAUUGAUGACUCACCUGAGACGCUUAGCAAGCAGGAGAAGGAGAACCGGCUGGCCGACAUAGAGCAAUGCAUUGACGCUGUGAUCCAGAAGGCACGUGAGGAAUCUCGGCUUGAAGAGAAGAGGGAGACCUUGGAGGCAGCCAUGUCUGGCAUGCUGAACCGCAAGCUGGAGCCACGGGAUGUCUACGACUUCACGGACUCGGACUCGUCACCGCCGCCGACGCCCAAGACGCCAGACUUGGUGGGCUCGCCAGCUCCAAAGAAGGAGGUCAAGGAACCUUCGCCAGAGCGUAUUCCGGGCCCGCCUGUCAACACGGAACACAAGAAGUCCAAAGAGAAAACUAAGGGCAAGAAGAAGUCGGGCAAGAACAAAUCAACUUCAGGAAUGCCAUCUCCAAAGAAGGGGCUUCCAAAGACUCCGGAAAUGAAAGCAUCUCCUCUCAUCGCCCUGUCCCAGCGGUCAGAGACAUCCCCAGAACCGGCACCCAGCUUCUCGGGUGUGUUUCCCUUCUCCCAACAACAGCAGCAGCUGCAGCAGCAGCUGCAGCAGCCUCAGCAACAACCCCCUGGUCCCCUGUUCUCGCCGAAGUUUCCUGCCUUUGGGUCGCCGCCGACUCAAGGUUUCCUGCCGGCAUUUCCGUUCUCCUCGCAGCUUCGGGCAGGCACAUCUUCCCACUUCCCAACACCCCCGCUGUUUGUGCCACCACCUUCCUCUCGGGAUGACAUGUCGCCAGCAUCCUCCCCUACGGCACCUCCCCCUGGAGGAGGCCUUAUGGGUCCUGUGGUGCUUGGUGGGAGCCCCUUCGCUGUCAAGACUUUGGCUGAAAAGAAAGCCAUACCCCCUAUUGUGCCGUCCACGAGCCGAAUGGAUGAAGACAAGCCAUCCUUCUCUAAAGCUGAAAAAGAUGGUGAAAAGUUUUCAAUGGACAAAUACUGGAAGCCCGGACUGAGGAAGGGCAGGCUGUCAGCAGCCGUAAGACGUGUCGUCAAGAGCAAAGCCAAAGAGAAGAAGGAGAAGAAGGUGGACAAAAAGGAGCACGUGAAGAAGAAGCCAAAGGAGAAGUUGAAGGAGAAGCCGCCCAAGGAGAAGAAAGAAGGGAAGGCCAAACUGAAGGCCCCCGAGAAGACCAAGGCGGAGAAGAAGACAAAAACAAAAGUUGGCAAGGAGAAGGAGAAGAAGAAGGGAAAAGAGGAGAAGAAGAAGGACGACAGCAUUCCCAAGAUCACUGUGAAGCUUGGAAGCACUCCCAAGCCCAGUGCAACAAAAAUCCUCUUCAAAGCACUGGCCCAAGGCGGUGGUGGCGACUCUCCCCCGGACCCAUUUGCAGCAUCGCCGCCGUCCUCUCCAGUGCGAGCCCGCAGCCCGUCACCACCAGUGCUGACUCCUGUGGCUGCGCCUCCGCCACCCCAGCCGCAGGCAAGUGGCCGGGGCAGCAAGGCGUCGUCCAAGGCCUCCAAGGGUGCGGCUGCCGCACCCCCUGCCUCCCAGCAACCGCAGCUGGCCGAGGCUGCCUCUCCUCUCCCCACGGCCAGGAUGGUCAUCACCGAGACCGUCGGCACCAUUGUGGAUGAACGAGGAAACAAAAUCUGGAUAUGUCCCGCGUGCGCCAAACCAGACGAUGGCAGUCCCAUGAUCGGCUGUGACGAGUGUGAUGACUGGUAUCACUGGGUGUGCGUGGGAAUCGUGGUGCCCCCGAAGGAAGAGGAGAGCUGGUAUUGCAACCGCUGCAUUGCCAAGAGGCAGGGGGCCCUGGCCAAGAAGAAGAAAAAGAAGCACCGUAAGGACAAAUGAAGUUGCGGCGCCUCUUUUCCCUGGGAACAGUGGCGCAUCGCACCCCCCAGGUCCUGGAGAAGCACAACCCCCCCUCCACCCAACUCUCAUCAGCGUACCCCAACCAUUCAUCGCACCACCUACUUCGUCCCAUUUCUUCAUUUCGUUCUUGGAACGCGCGCCAUGAUCACAAGGCGACCUUGUGGCUGCACGGUGAAACGUGUUGACUGCACCAACCGCUGCCACGCGCGAUGUGCUCCCUCCUUGCUCAUGUACUUCAGUUUUUUUUUUUUUUUCUUUAAUUAAAGAAGCCACUCCCCCCCGCCCUUUUUUUUUUUUUUUUUUUUUUUAAUGGACAGCCCUCAGUGACUUUGAGCUGUGUUACGUUCACCUUAUUUGGACGGAAGAGAGACAGUUGUUGUCCCGACUUCGGUGAGGUCUCUUGUGCGAAAAAAAAAACAAAAAGUGGUGCCACGCAGUGAAUCCCGUUCCUCGUCGAAGUAGUAUGUAGCACAUGUAUACCCUCGGGGUAAGUGUCUCAUCAUUAUGCCAUUCAUCAUCACUCUUCCACCGUUCCCAUGUACCUAGUUUUACUUGGCGCAUUCACCGUACUCACGUUUGUUAUCAGUUGUUACGUGCGCUGUCGGAGGCGUACUUACAACUUGGUUUAAAAUUUUGCUGCCUCGCUGUUUACAAGCAGCCACUGGUCUCCUACACCACGAGGCUUGUUCAUCCUUUGUGUACCAUUCCUUGUGUUGUGUGCGCUCCAUUGUGUAAUCUUGCCAGGUCCGCUAAUAAUAGUGCGAAGCUGCGAGGUUCACCUAAGUUACCUUGGCAUGGGAUCUAUAAAUAGGUGCUGGGCAUGCUGUUUUAUCAUUGUUUUAGUUGUGGUAUUUUGUUCACACAAUAGUUAUUUCAUCCAAGGUUUCCAUGUCCCAGUGAUCCAUUGUGUUUAGUUCCAUUGAUGUACUAUUCAAUCCAUUAUUUAGGAGCCCUGGUUUAGCAAGGUUAGCCUAGCUCUUUUUUUUCUUCGCUGUAAGACAGUUUAUUAGGAAGGAUUUGCUGCUUUAUAGUGCACAUGCGUUAGUGCUCGCUUGUAGCCUGUGUCACAGAAUUGUACUGUCCUAACCUCAUUGCCAGACAUAACUCAUGUAGCUGGUUUCGGAGUGCAGCAGCUGUAAAUAUAGCAUGUGCAUCUAUUUAUUUGAACUACGCACCUUACUUUACUGCUGUUUAAAACUUAUAUUGGAGGCAUUUUGCUGCUGGCAUCGUUGCUGUGUUCACAAUUAUAACACUGCAGUUUUAGUUCUGUACAGAAAAAAAAAAAAAAGCUUGAGGUUGAUGUUUCGACGGCGAGUGGCUGGCUUACUUGAACUGUCCAAUGUCCAAAGAUUCGUAGACAUGGUUCGUACCAGUGCAUUAUUGAUUGUGUCAUCUCAUGGCUCACAUGUCACUGUUCAUGUGUUUGUUCUUGACGGCGUGUGUAUUUAGCACCCAAACAACUUUGGAGGUUCAGUUUAGGGAGGUUUCGCUUGUGGUUGCUGGUUCUUCCUGUUUCUUUUUGUUUCUGCAUGGGCACAUCACAUUGUAACGUAUGGUAUAAAAUGAUGCAGACUUGCAAUAGUUCAAGCUCGUGCAAUUCCAAAUUCCUGUUGAUUCAAGCAAAUUGCACAGUUAUGGUUGGCCUGCCAUGUUUUCGGUGCAUUUUGAAGCACCAAUUCAAACCACAUGAGCCAAGGAUUUCGUUAUGUAAUUCAUUUAAGCCUUGCCAGGCAGAGGAAUGUGUCCAGAUACAGUCGACAUCAAGACAUUAGGUUUGGACAGUUUGAUAUGCAGGCUGCUGCAGUGCUAGUAUGAAAUAGUGCUACCCAACCAGGUGGUCUCUUUAGAUUUGACUGGCUACUGCAUAUACAGUUUUGUAUUCCUAUUCCGAUAGGAUAUGCUUUCAAGUACGAUUGGGUCUAUUUAUCUAUUGGUGUAAUUAUGUCUCGGACUCCAUGUUUUAUUUGGCAUUGGAUUAUUCAAACAAACUCUGUAAUACCUACGAGAUUGAAUUGAUGCGAGCAAAUAGUGCUGAAAAAUUUAGUCUGUAGUUGGGCGGUUACCAUGUUGCAAAUGACUAGUACAGUGUAGACAGCUUAUAACGUAAGUCGCCGGAGUCACGAAUAUCCGCACUAUAAGUGGUACCACACCACAACCAAAACAACUAUUUUAUUGCGAUAAUGGACACUCCAGGUGCAUUUCUGCUGUCGCUGUCACCGUGCUCUAGGUUCCGUAUUCGCUUACUAAAUAAAUUAACAAGCACAGUGUUACGCGCGCACAAGCAAACAUGAACACAUCUCACUCGUUAACCGAGGAAACGAACUGUUAAAACACUCAAGUGACGAAGCACGGUGAGCGAAUUGACCUUCGUGCUAUCAUGCCUCUCGCUUCAACGCGACCUAUAAGCGGCGAAAACACGGCGCGCAGCGGACUUUCCUCGUCCAAGAUUGCUUUCAAGAUAGAGCCAAGGCGAUCGUAUCACCGAAGUGGAUCGUCGCAGAUUACAUCCUGCUUCAGUCCCCUGAAACCGUUCCGCAUUGCUUUGCUGGCAAAAAUCCUCUCCUUCAGUUUGUGCCAGCCUCGAACGCAAGUUUCAGGUUCUCUGAACGCCCGUGAUGCAGCCUGAUUUCUGUCCGUCUCCGCACACAUGAUCACUUUGCUUUUAAAUGCGGCAUCAUGAUGAACUCGGUACUUCAUGCUGAUAGAGCAGACGCAGAGAACGUUAAGACAGAUGGUAGACUAUUGCCUAAGCACGUGUACUGCAGCACAUGGAGGAAGCUACGGUAGCUAGGCUCGAGAGUAGCUAAGAUCGACGCGCGUGCGAGGCGGCCAUUUUGAAAUGCCGACGGGUAUAUGGUAAUGCAGAUUUAGGGUCGUACUAGAUUCUAACGCGCACAAAAUUUUUGGACCUGUUUUAUUGGAAAAAAAGCACGUUAGAUUCGAGUAAAUACGGUGUUUGUGGCUUGAGGGGAGUGUGUGCCGUCUACGUUGACUGCCAAACUUCCAGGCAGCCGCACUGUAACCGGUAUUUCGUGUCCCGCAACUGCACUAUAAGCGAUACGCGUAUACAUAGAGUGCUAUGAGAAAAUUAACGGGAGUCUGAAAAGACCAUAUUAUAUCCGGUCCUGCACUACAAGCGGUUACGUUAUAAGUGGUCUAUACUGUAGUAGCCAUCUUACAAUAUUGUAAAAAACAAGAUUUCGUGCUCCUAUUUUUGCAUAUGCCACGCAUAUGAUAGGAUGAAACGAGUGUUUGCAAAAUACUCUAAAAUUAUAUUGUAAUGAUUUUCUUUAGGAAUAUAUUGCAUCUUGAUAUCGUACUCUGUUACCGUAGGGUAAUAUGCCGAAAGCAGAAACUCAUUGAAGGCUACUCUAGAUUUUCUGUGUGCAUGAGUGGCUUGUAUAUACAAUCGAACCUCGAUAUAAUGAAUUAUUGGAUAUAACGAAGUAAAUAUGAAAUGUUUCUUGCCACUGUCAGAAUGUACCAAAUACAUGCUUGUAAGGAAUAUUAAGUAUAACGAAGGUAUUUUCAUGUUGCAUGCGGCUUCGUUAUAACUUGGGGUCAACUGUACAUGUUGCUUGUGAGAUUUGAUCCUUUUUCAACAACCUAGAUUGCUGGAACGCAUUGCCUUCAGGCUGUCUGACAUUUUUGCUUGCUUUUUGUGUAGCGUCACGUCUGUUAUAGCUCUGAUAGCAUCAUCUUUAUAAAGGUUCGCAAAUAAUGCUUUCGUUUCCUUCUUUUGUUGCUUUUGUCCAAUCCUGCUUGCACCUAAGACUUUCUUUUACUUCACAUAUACGACUGACGGUGCAUGCUGGUGCUUUGGUUGCCGCAGUGUCACGGCCAAGAAUGCAGCACAGACUUUUCUCCUCAUGUGGUCUCCUUCUCCGCCUCCUCAAUCAUGGUCUUAGCAACACCGAGAGUUAAAUGAAGCCCUGGGUUUUAUUUACACUGCCGUCAUUGGUGGGCCCACUGCUGUCUGCCAGCAAUGCUCGAGAAUAUAGGUUGUUUCCAUUGUGCAGCAUGUAGGUACCUCUCAGGUUCCUUUCUGAUGGGUAGCACUCUGUGUCAGUGUAUUGCUUUCUUUGUAGUAGCUGGUUUGUCACUAGAUAUAUUGCGCUUCAUUUUGUAGCAUUUGCUGGUCAAAGUUGGCAGGAACCAUUCAUGUCUGAUAGUUCUGAUUGUUCCUGCAUUCUUAGUUGCCUUUUCAUGACAUUGGUUGCCUGUGUAGUUUUCGUUGAAGAGGUACUAUUUCCUAAACAUCAGCUUUUCGUAAAUUUGCAAGCCCGCUGAGGUACUCCUACGUCCUCGUGUCCUAGAAAAUGCAUGCAGACAAGGUACAGGUGCAAUAAAGUUUUAUUAUGUUGGCAUAAAACGAAAGCAAUAUGUAUAUUGGUGAAGAUGCUGCACCUUAUUUAUUUUAAGCGCAGUCGGUCAGUAACUAAGUGACACCUAUAGCCAGCCUUGAGUUAGCUGCUGUACAUAUGGCUUCUUCUGGAACUUCUGUUUGGCAUAAGUCAAUACUUCUCACAAUUGUGCAUUGUUGUAAAGGCAAACACCAUAGUCAUUGCUCGAUGAAAAGCACAAAGAAGGAAUAACAGGGUUCGGAGGCACCUGUUUUGCAAUCACGGAACCUGCAAAACAUUACGAGCUGCACCCACUUUUGGAGCACUUGGCUUAGAAGGAUUGGCCUAUCCAACCACAGUUUAGGCAUCAAAAUGUAUAAUUGUAAGCUGCUUUGGCAUUGUCUACUUUUUGGAAAUUAAUCUGGUACAAGCUGCACAUGUUGGUGAAACAGGAGAGAAGUCUGCAGGGGCAGAGGCAUUGGCCAAGUGUUGUUAGAUGACGCAACAAGACAGUCUGAGGAGUGCUUCCCAGGCAUACAACUGGGAUAAAAAAGUAUAGUACUUUCUUUUUUGAGAAAUCAACGGGAAACGAUGUCUGUGUUGCCAAGUCUGGAGUGAGCAGUUCAGUGUUGCUAAUCUGUUUCGGCCAGAGCUCGCAUCUUGCAUGUUGUUGAGCAGGUGGAACAGUUAUGGCCGAUUAUGUACAGGCCACUAAUGUAAAAACUGUCCUUUGUUUAGUUGUGUUUUGUGUUGCUCAGAUUGCAUGUUUUUAUGGUGCUUUUUCUGUUAUUUCUCUCAUGCAAUCCCUCUUGAUUGCAUGAAAACUGAUGCUCCGGUAUGGGAUUUCUCAUUAUCCUCGGCACUGUUGUUACCAAGGGUCGGCAACUUAAGUUUCUCAUAAUUAUGCCCAUUUUUUUGCAGUCUGUAUUAAAGAUUGUCUUAUGUGUUAAGCACUUAAGCAUGCAGACGCUAAUUUUGCAGCGUGGCUGUAAUUGCUGCUGCGAGCUGUUUGCAAGGAGGGACAGAACAUGUACAAUUUUAUUACAGAUUUUUUCUGCUGCAUAUGUUGCUUUUAGCACUUUGGAAGUUAAAUCAUUUGUCCAAUAGUGCUUGUAUUAAUCACGGUUAUAUGCAUAUGAAUUAAAGAUGCUGCUACAUCAUGGCAUAAAGUAAAAUGUUUCUCACAUUCUCAUGAUUGAUGAAGUGCAAAUUGAUGCAAAAUGAAAUGCACUGAAGUGCAAAUUAUAAGCCACUCAGUACAAAAGUUGGUAAUAGCUGCUCUUAUACCUCCUGAUUUCAUUGCAGUACCCAUUUCGGUCUCAUGGCACCUGGUAUACAUUCAGCACUCAGUUUUUAAACAUACCUUUUGGUACAGUAUAUCGGGUUGUGUUGACUUGGCUGUCUUGUUUUGGUGUGUUUGCAGCUUCACAUGUUGCUUUCAUGGGAGCUCUAAGUUGGUGUGAACCAACUGUGCUGUACAUAUUUCUGUACAUCUUGCUUUAGGUAACUGUACUAUUUAGAAACAGUGCAGAUGCUUUGGUCAAGCUUAUUGCUAAUACCGUUUUUACACUAACAUGAAAAGCUUCUUGCUACAUUCAUAGUGAUGAGAAAUCCACAUUGAUUAUCAAAGUGCUUUUUUUUUUUUUUUUUGUAGACUAAGAGGCGGCAAUGAGAUAAAGAUAUUAAACUGUGCAGAUGUUAGAAAACUAAGCUUGAAUGUUGUUGUAGCUUAAAGCAGUUAAGUCAAGGACUCUCUCUAGUAAUUAGCAACUGCAGAUGUAGAACCUGAUUUUAUAGACGUAUGAAGUAACUGUAGUGGAUGUUGAGUGCUAGCAUGUCCAUGUGCCACCAAGAAAAAAAUCCAGCAGGAAGAAUGUAUAAACAUAGCAAAUUGUUAGCCAUCAUUGGGUGCCUUCUAUUACUUUUGUGUUCUUUGUUCUACUGGUUCACAAUUCCUUCUAUUAUAAUUUAUGCCUUGAUGGAGCUGAUGUCAGUAUACACAUGCUGUGAACAUGUGUAAAUUACGUGUCCCAUGGCUUUUCUCUUGGAUAGCAGUACAGUGUCUGACUUGCAUGCUUUUGUCACCUCCGCAACAUGCAAUCCCUGGUGAGUGAUUGUCUUGGUACCAAUGUCCUAAAAUUUGAAGAUCAUGUUUGAUCAGAGCUCUAUUGUUCUUUGAAGUUGAAAGUAAGAGCUGUUUGUUUCAACUAUGCUUAUAAUUUGCUAGCAUCGAGUGUGCAGUGGCAUGCCUCAAGACUUCUUUCCCAAACUGUGGUCCUUGCAAUAUGCUGAAAUGCCUGUAAAGCCGUACUGUAGUGAAUGUAGUCUAUCCUUUGUAGUAGCACCACAUUCACAGGGGACUGUCUGACAUACAUUAUUUCAUGGUGUGUGGCUUAAGACUUGGAUACUUGAUUUCUGAUAUUUUUUUGCACAACCUUUAUGCUAUGUUUGCUCGUCUCUCAAGAAAGGAAUGUAUCAUUCAUGUAAAGAGAAAAAAAAAAUGAUCAUAAUCCGGAACACACCUGCCAUUUGUUCACUCUGCUGUACGAACGACAUUAAAGAUAUUUUAUUCAUUCUGUAA